Molecule: messenger RNA, 1495 nt
Organism: Rubroshorea leprosula
Lineage: Eukaryota; Viridiplantae; Streptophyta; Magnoliopsida; Malvales; Dipterocarpaceae
Source: the annotation of a GenBank genome assembly
UCCAUUCAUAUCGAUUUGGGUUUUUCCGCACCAUAUUUUGAUCUGCCUCUUCUUCGAUCCGGAAUUCCCAGCAAAUCCUUGACUCCUCGAAUACAAUGGGAUUUCACACCUGGCGAAUCUUUCACUCUACCUCCUCUUAUUAAGACCAUAGAAUGUUCCUGCGAAUUAUGACCUUCGCCCGGAAUGUGAGCAAAUAUAUCAUGUCGAUUGCUCAACCGUACUUUAGCUAUCUUACGUAGAGCUGAAUUAGGUUUUUUCGGUGUUCUUGUUGAAACACGCGGGCGUACUCCUUGCUUCUGGGGACAUUGAUCCAAAGCUCGAGUACGGUCCGUGCGCCGUUUUUCUUCUCUACCAUGACGAAUCAAUUGAUUUAAUGUAGGCAUCGCUCUUUCCUUUGUCCUUCCCCCCGAUUUUUUCCCUAUCACUAGUGAUUACUCCCGAUCCGAAGCACCCCUUUUCCAUUCAUAAAGAAAUCCAAUCGUCAAAAUCAAUAAAAAGGCCAUCAUGGACCAAAAUCCAAACGGAUCAAUCUUGUUGGGAGGUACUGCCCAAGGAAAGAAAAAGGUUACUUCCGGAUCAGGGAUAAUAAAUAAAAUUGAAACAAGAUAAAAUCGUAUAUCGAAACGACUUCUGGCAUCACCGGAAGGAUCGAAACCACAUUCGUAGGCCGACAAUUUUUCUGGAUAGGUCGAACUAUUGGAAGAAAAUGGAAAAGGAAGACCGAGUAGGAUCAAAGAAACUAGCGGACUGAUCACUAAAUAUAUACAAAUAGGUGCAAAUUCUGACAUCACCACAGCCCACUUUUCUAUCGCUCUUUGCUCUAAAAAUGAAGAAAGACUUGUCCGAAAUCGCCGGUUGGGUUUGUAAAACCAAGAAAGGCAUGGGAGUCUUUGGGCAUUGCUUGGGUCGAGUUAAGUCAAGACUGGUUACCUAGAAAGAUCCCUCACUGCACACAAACUAUAUCUCUGUCCGGCUGCAUGCUAUCAGAGAAAGAACAAUGGGAGGUUCAGUCAAAAGCAUUUCCCGCGCACUCAAUUCAAUAAUCAAGCAAAUAAGCAAGACGAAUCUCUUUUUCUUAUUAUAAGAAAUUGAUAGUUAGAUGCGCGGAUCACUCCUAAAUGCAGCCGUGAUCUUAUUAUACGAUACCACCUGCCGCACCUCCGUACUCUGAUUCAAUUCCUGAAAACAGCUUAUUCGAGAACAUUGCUAGAUUUUGAGUAGGGGAAUCACUAAUGUCCCUCCCUCUUUCGUCUCGCUUUUCGAAUGGGCAAUACAAGAAGAUCUAUAGUUGGAAACCUUUCCACUAGUUAUAAUAAUCCAUAUCCAUCUGUUACUGUGAGCAAGAGAGCCUUAUCUUAAAGCCAUUAGAAUGAAACUUGUUAAGCCCUGAAGUAAUCUCUUUUAGCUUUAGCUAGUUCCAGGCCAGUUUCACCUGUGUAAAAGUAAUCUGUAUCAAUAUCAAUCUGCUUGAAAGCCUGCAGUAUCUUUUAAGCCU